UCUCCUAUAAUAUAUAACCACUCUCACAUUUCUCUACGAUCGUAUACGUUUACACAAGCAUCAUCUUCAUCAUCGUUCAACAGAGAUUAAAAAAAAAAAAAACAAGAAGAUGUCGUCUGAUUGGGGUCCGAUUCUAGUGACGGUGAUACUCUUCGUGAUGCUCACGCCAGGACUUCUGUUUCAGUUGCCAGGACGACAAAGAUACGUUGAGUUUGGUAAUUUUCAGACGAGUGCUGUCUCCGUUAUCGUACAUUCUCUUCUCUACUUCUCCCUUGCCUGCGUCUUCCUCCUCGCCCUCAAGAUUCACAUCUACAUCGGCUAAGUCCAUCCCCUUUAUUUUCUACGUUUCAAUAUGUUUUUUUUUUGUUUUGAGAAAGUACGUUUCGAUAUGUUGUUUCCAAGUUUUCUUAUAAAAUUUACGAAUUUUAAAUCGUUUUCAUUGUCCAUUUCUUUGCAUCGGACACUUUUGCUUUAUAUGUGUAAUGAUGUGUUUACCUUUUCUCUUCUUGUAAACGCAAAGAUUGGUUCAAAUAAUAUAAUGUCAUUUGUAACAUUU
Messenger RNA from Brassica oleracea var. oleracea, 556 nucleotides. RefSeq lists its product as uncharacterized. The coding region runs from base 110 to 322 and encodes 70 amino acids. NCBI's taxonomy places the organism in Eukaryota, Viridiplantae, Streptophyta, Magnoliopsida, Brassicales, Brassicaceae. The transcript has a single exon. The record is from RefSeq and is a predicted model, not a curated record.